Alternaria incomplexa is the source of this 630-nucleotide messenger RNA. RefSeq lists its product as uncharacterized. The coding region runs from base 1 to 630 and encodes 209 amino acids. The record is from RefSeq and is a predicted model, not a curated record. Gene Ontology annotation, biological process: transmembrane transport. Gene Ontology annotation, molecular function: transmembrane transporter activity. NCBI's taxonomy places the organism in Eukaryota, Fungi, Ascomycota, Dothideomycetes, Pleosporales, Pleosporaceae. The transcript is spliced from 2 exons.
AUGCUGAAUGGUAUUGACGCCGCGCUCAACCCCUUCAUCACCUCGGCAUUCGGUACACACGGUCUCCUGAACGUCGGAAGCGUAAUGGCAACUGCGCUCGGUGGCUGCCUUCCUCUCGUCAUUGCCAAGGUCAUCGAUAUAUUUGGUCGCGUGGAGGGUUUCUUCUUCAUGCUGCUCGUCGUCGUCGCCGGUAUGGCUAUGAAAGCCGCCUGCACCAACGUACAGACCUACAUCGCCGGUCACGUCCUCUACUGGGCUGGUCACAUUGGUGUUUUAUUCGUUGCCGACAUCAUGGCCGCGGAUUGCACUAGCCUGACGAACCGCAUGAUCAUCUUCACCCUCAACGGAACUCCUCGUAUCGCAAGCACUUUUGCCGCACCCGUGAUCGCCGACAUGUUCUACUACCAGAACAGCUGGCGAUGGGCUUUCGGUGCAUUCAUUAUCAUCUUCGUCGGUUGCUGCGCUCCCGCGUUGGUGCUCAUGAUGUUCAUGUACCGCAAGGCUAGGAAGGCCGGUCUCGUCAAGAACGUGAAGUCGGAUCGUAACUUCCUCCAAUCGCUGUGGUACUACGCCAUACAGUUUGACAGUAAGCUACACAUUCAUCUCAAGAUUUAUCCGUAUAGCUACUAA